AUGGCCGCCAACAGUCGCUACGGUGGCGACCCGAACUAUCACCCUGACCAAGAAGAAUUAUCCAACAUCAUCGGCAAACUAUACUGUGGUUCAGACGGCACCGCUACCAUUGUCAUGGGCACCGAUGGCGUCCUCCGAUCUAUGGAAACCAACCGCGACAUAGUAGAUGCCAUCGGCCUUCCAACUCGACUGAUCAAAGCUUAUCUCGAUCGCUUCGCAUUUGACCAGGAAACAGAAGACAUGUUUCGCGGAGCAGAUGGAACGAAAGUGCCCCAGGAGCAGUGGCGGAACCCAGAUCCAUCGUUAUUGCCGCCACCUCUAACGGCAGAGGAGAAAGCAUGGGUUAAGAAGAGUAACGAGGAGAAUAAGGAAAUCAUUCAAGAGAAUAGGAAGAAAAUGGAAAGUGGGGAGCUGAAGCCGUGCGGGGUUAAUAUUCGGUCGGAUCAUGACCUAAGCCUUAGGUAG
This is a messenger RNA of Penicillium samsonianum, 465 nucleotides long. RefSeq lists its product as uncharacterized. The coding region runs from base 1 to 465 and encodes 154 amino acids. Lineage: Eukaryota; Fungi; Ascomycota; Eurotiomycetes; Eurotiales; Aspergillaceae. The transcript has a single exon. The record is from RefSeq and is a predicted model, not a curated record.